Molecule: messenger RNA, 1092 nt
Organism: Symbiodinium natans
Lineage: Eukaryota; Dinophyceae; Suessiales; Symbiodiniaceae
Source: the annotation of a GenBank genome assembly
AUGGCAUCCGCGCUCACGCACCAGCGCGAGGCAGCCUUGGCAAGGGCUGUCUCCCAAAUGCGCUCAGCCGCUGCGGAGGUGCAGAAGGCCUGCGCGCAACUGUCAGCGUGCGAGGCCGCCUGGCUUGCGGCCUACGAGGCCGCGCUGCGGACCGCCGAGGAUGAGAUGGAAGCAGCUGCAGUGCGCAAGGCCGCAGCAGACCUCAAGUCCCAGCCGGGCGUGUGGCACAACACCUUGUGGACGUUCCAUCAUGAGGCCGAGGACUCCGAGGGCCCGCUGGACCCGUCUUGUCCCAAGGCAGAACACCGGCAGCCAGACGGUCAUGGUGACCACCAUGGUCACGACGACGAGUUCCACACAGCGAAGCAUCAGCUCGAGCAUCGAUGGAUUGAGAAGACGGCGUUCAGCGCCGCGGAGCGUGUGGUGGAACGUAUGACCGAGCGCAUCACCGAGAGCAUGGGCGAGCGAGUCGGGGAGCGCCUCGCAGAGAGGGGCGUUGAGCGGCUUGCAGAGCGGGGGGCAGAACGGCUUGCAGAGCGUGGUAUGGAGCGGCUGGCAGAGCGUGGGGUGGAGCGGCUGGCAGAGCGAGGGGCAGAGAGGCUUGCGGAAAGAGGUGCUGAACUCGCGCUGGAGCGUGCAGGGGCCGGGGCUGUAAGGCAUAUCCUUGGCAGGACCAUUGGAGAGUCAUUGAGAAUGGGCGAGCAUGCGGCCAUGCAUGCUCUGAAAGCCUUGCGUGUCAUCGUCCCGUUCGUCGGCAUGCUCUUUGUCAUUCACCUUGCGGAGCAUGACUGGCAUCGUCUCAUGCAGGAGUGGAAGGCCCGGCGUGCUCUGUCGCUGCUUUUCUUUUUCUUCGCAGUGCUGGGCGACAUCGCAGACAUCCUAUGCCACGUCUGCGUCAUUGCCUCCGGCAUCUUACAUGUGGACCACCACGCGCUGCACAUGAUUGAGUAUUACGGAAUGGGAAGUGCCAUCGUGGCAUGCCUCUCCGUGGUCGCUGCAGAGAUCCUGUCCGCACGCGCCAUGCGACGAGCUCUGAAGGCAGCAUCUGUCACGAAGCUGGUGCCUGUCCGCCCGGCCAUGGAGACGGCGUAG